GAUUACUGAUUAGGUUGUUGUGGUUCUGCAAUAAUUUACCAACAGGAGCAGUUGGCAUUAGUUGGUGUGUCUUUUAAAAUGAUACAUGUCACCUCAUAGCUUGGGCAGGUACACAAAGCAAGGACUCUCUCUCACACAUUCUCUCUCAUCUUUCUCUCUCUAGCUUGGUAAUAGUAGUAGUAGCUCCUGGUGUUGUUGUGUUGUGAUCUAUUAAAGUUAGAUAUUUAUGCCACAUUUUGAUGUUUAUGCUUAGUACCCAAUUCAUGAAAUUGCAUUUGAUGCUCCCGUCAGAGACACCCCAGUAAAGGGGACUCUUCUCAAUUCUGUCUCUUUCAGCAGAAUUUGAUGCCCAUGGUCGUGCCUUGUUCUUGGAUUCCCAUUCAAGAAUUUAAUUGCAAGAACCCCUCAUGUCCUAUCUUUUAAAUCAAAAAAAUUGAAAAUAUACUCAUUGUUGGAUUGGAGCUUCUUAGAACAAGUGUGUUUUGUUUCCACUUCAAAUCAAACCAAGCAAGGCAACAACAAUUAGUGGCAGUGAAUAUCUUGCUUAACACCAAUGUUUUGGUGUUGUAGUGAGGACAAAGGAGAAAAGGGAAUCUGCUUUACUUGUAGUUUGAUGAGCUGUUAGCUGAUAAUCUCACUGCUUUAUGCUCUGAAGACUGAAAGGUUCACUUUCUUGUCUGAGGGGAAGCAUUUUUUUCCCCUUUUACUGAGCAUUGAAGCAGUAGACUUGAUCUUAGGGUUUUUGAUUUGAAGGGAACUGGUGACUGACUAGGAGAUUAUAUUCCAUUUACCUUUUCUUUUGGUUUUUCAUUUAUCUAAGCCUACACAAUGAGGGUUUUCUUUAACUUUAACUUCCUCUCAGUCCUAUAAAGCUGCCAAGUUAUUUGUUCCUUGUUUAGUCCUGCAAGAUAUCUCUAGAGCCAACUUAGUCAAAAUUCACUUUACCCUUUAAUCAUAUGCAAUUGUUUAUUUCUAGAUGCAGCCCUGAUGUGAUCAAACUGUUGAGUCUGAUUGAUUGGUGUGUUCUGUGUUCUGUGUGUGUAUAUAUAAAGAGGUUGCUUUCUCAGUUGAAACUGUUUAGGGACUAUUGAGUUGGUUGGUUAAGAUGGGGGGUCAGGAGAAUGCCAUGGGGUUUCAACAUGGAAAUAAGAGCAUUCUGACUUGUCCAACUUCAGGUCUCAGUGGUGCAAAUAUUAAUGUUUCAGAAAUGGCUAUUAGUUCUGUUUCUAUGGCCAAGCCUUCUUCAGAUGUAGCUAACAACCCUUUUCUUGCUUCAUCCGCUUGGGAUCCACUUGUUUCCUUGAGCCAGGCUCAAACUUUUGGAGGCUCUUCAAUGGUUUCUCAUACUGAGUUUGCCAAUGCCAACUCAUCUUACCCUCUUGUUUUGGAAAACCAGGGAAUAAGCAGCACUUCCCACCUUGUUCAAUACAUGUCUGAGUCAAAUCUUGGGGGCAUGGUCCCCAAGGUUCACUCUUAUCAAAGUGGAGGCUUCUCCGAGAUGGUUGGUGGUGCCUCUUUUGGCCAACAUGGGUCUGGUGACAUGGCUAACACAGGUUAUCCAACACAUUAUAAUCAGAUCAAGGAGGCUAUAACUAAUGGUGAACAAUCUCAGGUUGAGGACUCAAUUCCUGAAGAUGAAGCACCCGGAUCUGCCCCUAGUGGGAAUAGAAGAAAAAGAGGGCUUGAUCAUAAUUCUACCUUCAGUCCAAAUAAGAAUGCUGAGAGUGAUGCUGUGAGAGAUUCUCCUGGGAAGACCUCUGAUGGUCCAAAAGAACAUGAAAAGAAACUAAAAGUUGAGCAGAAUAAUGGUGCAGAUAUGCGUGGUAAGCAAUCAGUGAAGCAAGCUAAAGACAACAAUUCUCAGAGUGGAGAAGCUCCGAAAGAUAAUUUCAUUCACGUGAGAGCUAGGAGAGGUCAAGCUACAAAUAGCCACAGCCUUGCAGAACGGGUUAGAAGGGAAAAGAUUAGUGAGCGAAUGAGGUUGCUUCAAGAACUUGUUCCAGGAUGCAACAAGAUAACUGGCAAAGCUGUAAUGCUGGAUGAGAUAAUAAACUACGUGCAAUCACUUCAGCAACAGGUUGAGUUUCUGUCCAUGAAACUUGCCACAGUGAACCCAGAACUGAACUUUGAUGUAGACAGGAUCCUAUCCAAGGAUAUUCUCCAAUCACGCAUAGGUCAUGGAAUUGGUGCAUAUGGUCCUGGAAUUAAUUCUUCUCACACAUUCCCCAAUGGAAGUUUCCAUGGAACAUUGGCUGGCAUGCCUAGUACAUCAUCACAAUUCCCUCCUUUGCCCCAGAAUGUUUUGGACCACGAGUUCCAAAGCUUCUAUGGAAUUGGAUACGAUUCUAAUGCAGCACUUGACAACUUGGGACCCAAUGGGCGGUUGAAAACAGAGUUAUAGUGUGUGGAUUAUUAUAUAGCCAUGAUACUACCACAACAAAGACUUUGGAAUUUUCUCGUUGACUGCACAAUUUAACUGAAGUUGAAAAUGGGAGGACAAAGAAAGAGAAAAAAAUAAUAAUAAAGGUUUUAGUUGUAUAGGGUCUUUAAUACCUAACUGUUGGCUCUUCGAAAUUUUAGCAGAAGAUGAGUUGAGUUGUUAGAUUUAUGAAUUGGGAAAUGAGUUACACAUAUUAUGUGUGGAAGCUAGAUCAUGUAGUGGUGAUGGAGAGCAAUAUUUGAGGAGUAAAGUGUGCAACUAUUGUUACUUUUAUUGAAUUAUUAUUAUUAUUAUUAUUAUUAUUAUGUAUAGAGUUUAAGGGCUCGGAUUUUUGAAGCACAUUGUUAAUUUUCAAUAGUGUUGUAGAUUGGAUAAUGUGUGUACUUGUGCAAGGGUUCAUGAUUGUUCUUAUAUCUUUUCAAAAGAAAAUGUAACGAAUGAGGACAUUCUUAGUGCAUACAACUACAAGGGUGAAAAUGUUGCAAUUGCCCUUUUAA
Molecule: messenger RNA, 2937 nt
Organism: Cajanus cajan (pigeon pea)
Lineage: Eukaryota; Viridiplantae; Streptophyta; Magnoliopsida; Fabales; Fabaceae
Biological process (GO): regulation of DNA-templated transcription
Cellular component (GO): nucleus
Molecular function (GO): protein dimerization activity; DNA-binding transcription factor activity
Source: RefSeq, a predicted model, not a curated record